CAGCAUCACUUGUCAUUCUUAUUCUUCUGUGCAUUUUCCCAGCGGAAGAAGAAAAAGGAAUUCCCGUCAUUCUCUUCGUCGUCCCAAUUUCCAGCGGAAAGGUGCCUUUUCUCGCCUUUCCAUCUUCGUCGCGAGAAAUCAGCAAUUUUCAAGAUUUUUUCAAGGAUUUCCAUCUUCAUCCGAAUCAAUAGCCGAUCCAGGUCUCGCGAAUCAACAUUAGUUUCUCCCAUAUCUCGGUGCAUUGGUUCCAGGUAUUCUUCUUUUUCAUUCAUCCACAUGAUACUCCGGUAUUAAUUAUCUUAUUUUCCUCCUUAUUGUGCUGGCCAAUUGCUGUAAUGGUAAGCCAUUGUUAUGAGCCGAGUUAAGGAUAAUAAAUUUAAUUUGCACACUAUUUCAACUGUGACGUCUACAUUUUUUGUGAUGUGUUUCCUUCAUUUUUUAUUGGUUUUGGGAUUUUGAUUUGAUUUGAUCAACUUUUUCCUAACUUAUUUCAAUUGGUUUUGGUUUUGCCUCUUACCAGUUUGAGGCAAACAGUUUUUGUAAUAAGUGUGUAUGUGUGAUUUAAUUGAACAAAAGUAUGCAAUAAUUUUUUUGUAUGUCACUGCCCUAAGCAAAAGUUAGAAUAAAGGUACUAUUCCAAGUUGCAGCAAAACAAUUAAAAGACUAGAAAUUGGAAUUUGAGAUUCUUUAAAAAGCAUGCUAUAGUAAAUAAAAGUAGUAAUGGAUGUAAGUUAUAAAGUAUGAUGGAAUCAAUUAUAUUGUUAAUGGUAGCAUAGGCCUACUUUAAGUUCACAAUAUGGUAGCAAGAUUUCUUUUAUUGAGGAAGGAAGUGUUUUUUUUAUAAGGAGAAAUAAAAAAAGCAGAUUCUUGGUCUUGGGUUGCACAACUUCAAGGCUCACAGGUUUAGAGCAAUAGGGAAUGUGUGGUUUUGGCCUCAAUACCUUGGAUUUUGUGGGGCAGUUUUUGUCAUGUGUUUGCCUGUUUUUGCCUUUGUUUUUUUUUGUCUGUGUUCUUUUAAAAUUUUUCCAUCUUUGUAUACUCAUUCCUCACUUGGUGGUAAGUGGUAACACUUGAAGCAUUUGUAUGUUAAAUACCGGCCCAAAAACUUUACAUAGUAGCCAAUGUUCCCUUUCAUAUUGUAGUGAACUUAUUAUCCCUUUUUUAAUUCUAUCACAUGUGAUUUAUUGUUAUCUAUAUUUCUUCAUGGACUUCUCAUUUCAUGUUUUUCUCAUGCUUGGAGAGCGAGUAAGGUGACGCAGAGCAAUGAACUCCCAAGAUGUUUGCAGAUUAACGACUUCCCCUUGCCCAUUUGUUUCAUUCAAAAUUAAGAAACAAAUAAACAAGAAACACUUGCAUAUUACACCAGCGCGUGCAAAUCUAAUACUGAUAUUGUACCUGGAUUUUCAACUUGAGAGAAAGAUAAGACGCAUGAUUUUUCCAAUGGUGAGGCAUCUUCGUGCAUAAAGGAUUUAAUUAUUGAUUUUGUAGAAAUCGUGGAUGGUCGGUCAUCGCAACCUCAAGAUGUUAUGCUAAAUCUUACCCCCGUUAAGAGAAUGGAAGAACAAGUGUCUGAUGUUGGAAAUUAGAAUGAAAGAUAAAGACUGUUAAAGUAAAAAAAAAAAUAUAAUCCUAAAAUUACU
Cuscuta campestris is the source of this 1640-nucleotide messenger RNA. Lineage: Eukaryota; Viridiplantae; Streptophyta; Magnoliopsida; Solanales; Convolvulaceae. The record is from the annotation of a GenBank genome assembly.